AUGGCUGCCUCCUCCAACAUGUUCCUCGGCACUGCCGCCACCCUCAUCGCCUCGUCGGCUGCCUUCGUGACACCGAUGGCCGUGCGAUCUGCGGCGCCCGCGUCCUCUGCUUCGGCCCUCAAGAUGAGCGCUGGAACGGACUACCUUGCAACCUUGCCAGGAGCGAACGGAAAGAUCUUCGACCUGCUCGAGCUGGCCGAUGGCGCUGAUCCUGGAGAAAUCAAGCUCUGGCGCGAGGCCGAGAUCAAGCACGGGCGUGUGGCUAUGCUUGCGACGGUUGGCGUCGUUGUGGCCGAGCAAUACCACCCUUUCUUCAUGGGCCCCGACUACAUCGGUCCCGCCGUGGACCAUUUCCAGGAGAUCACCGCGAAGUUCCCCCAGUUCUGGGCUUACUCUCUGCUCGGCAUGGCCUUCAUCGAGUACAACACCAUCAAGAAGGCAUAUGCUGAGCCCAGCCCCGUUACCGGUGAGGGCGGCCUCAGGGAUGAGUACAGCCCGGGAGACCUUGGCUUCGACCCCGCCAAGAUCAAGCCCAAGGACCAGGCGGGCCUGGAGAAGAUGCAGAACAAGGAGCUUAACAACGGGCGCCUCGCCAUGAUCGGCAUCGUCGGCAUGUUGGUGCAGGAGCUGGUUAACGGGCAGGACAUCCUCGGCUAAACGGCAUGGGAGGAACGGGGUCGCUUUUGCGGCCAAGCCUGACCGUAAAUCGAUCUGUACAUAAAAGGGAGACGACCCAACAAGCGAACUGCUGCUUUGCAUACAUACGUGUUCGUUCCUUGAGGGAAAGAUUAAUGGGUGUUAGCACUGCACGGUAAUAGAACAAGGAAAGAACGUACGCACAUGUGUCUGUUGGAUGUCUUUUUUCUUUUCAGUACAUGGUGACCAUCCACGUGUAGCGAACCCUGAAUAGCUUUCGGCUGGUUCUUUUGGCUGGCGUGGCGAUUCCAUGCGUUCAUUUGGUGCAUGUCGUCGGUCAAAGAAGGCACAUGAUGCUUGAUUGAAACAUACCUGUAGUCCAAACGUUACUUACUCGUGCAGUCCUUGUUGAUGGCAUAUCCUUGAUUUUACAGUUAAUGGAGGGGGGUCAGAAGGCGGAGGAGGGGUCGUGUAAUCUGACCAGACACAUUUUUUGACAGCGUGCCAGCAGACGUGCGCUCUGGCCCUCUGUAUGUAAGCCGUAGUCUAAGCCUGAUUUAGAAUGGAGCGUAGUCAAUAGUUCGCACGUGGCUCCUGCGGCGCGCUUUCUCCGACAGGGACUUAGACCUGUGACGGAGACACAACACUCCGUAGGCUGAUUCGAGUGGUAGUGUCGCGCCGGAGGGAACGACAUGAUGAGUGGUGACUGGCGGUGUGGGCAUGUGUAGAGUUUCGGGUCUGUCGGAUGACCUUGCCCCGAGGAAAGAAAAAUGCAAUAUUCUGUUGUUGAAAAGACGAUCCAUGAGUUAAGUUCGUAGCUGGGAAGAGUCCCUGAAACGACCGCUCACACAGCGCAAAUAUCAAGGUUCAUUUGUUGC
Messenger RNA from Ectocarpus siliculosus, 1514 nucleotides. The record is from the annotation of a GenBank genome assembly. Lineage: Eukaryota; Phaeophyceae; Ectocarpales; Ectocarpaceae.